AUGAAGCCGGCGUCGAACUGCUCCUUUGUGGCUCUUUCCACCACCUCUGCCACCACCUUCUACACUGACAUAGGCUGCCCUGAGGCUGCCGUAGUGUGUGGAAUGAAUAUCUCUUGGGUCCGGGCUAAUGCUACCGCCCAAGUCCUGGCUGAAAUAUGCCUAAACGAGACGGAGUAUCUGGCUCUUUUCCUGGGACCCCUGACAUCCCCCGUAUUUCUUCCAGUCUGCGUCACCUUUCUCAUCAUCUUUGUGGUGGGAGCCAUGGGCAACACCCUGACCUGCGCCGUCAUUGUGCGCUACAAGGUGAUGCAGACACCCACCAACUACUACCUGCUGAGCCUGGCGGUGUCCGACCUGCUGGUGCUGGUGCUGGGCAUGCCCUUAGAGCUCUAUGAGAUGUGGCAGAACUACCCUUUCCUGCUGGGGGAAGGAGGCUGCUACUUCAAAACCUUCCUGUUUGAGACGGUCUGCUUCGCCUCCAUCCUCAACGUCACGGCGCUGAGUGUGGAGCGCUAUGUGGCCGUGGUGCACCCCCUCAAAGUGAAACAUGUCACCACACGUGCCCACGCCAAGCGUGUCAUCCUCUCGCUGUGGGUGCUGUCCAUGCUGUGUGCCGUGCCCAACACCAGCCUCCAUGGGGUGGUGAUGCUGCCUCCAAAGUUUGGACGGGAGUUCCCCCAGUCUGCUAUAUGUGGUCUGGUCAAGCCCACCUGGAUGUACAACCUAAUCAUCCUGGUCACCACAGUGUUCUUCUUCCUGCUUCCCAUGCUGAUAAUUAGCGUCCUGUACCUGCUCAUUGGCCUGCGGCUACACAGGGAAAGGGUAAUGAGCAUGGUGGAGGCCACGUCGAGCUUUGGACCAGAAAGCCUCUCCAAUUCAAACAAGCAGAAGCAGAGGACGAGGCACCGGCAAGUCACGAAAAUGCUGUGUGUGCUCGUGGCUGUGUUCGGCCUUUGCUGGGCUCCCUUCCAUGUGGACCGCCUGAUGUGGAGCUACAUUGACACCUGGUCUGUGCAGCACCUCAAGAUCUUCGAGCACGUGCACAUCAUCUCUGGAGUCUUCUUCUACCUCAGCUCUGCCAUCAACCCCAUCCUCUACAACCUCAUGUCCACCAGGUUCAGAGAGAUGUUCAGGCACAUUACAUGUUAUUCUGCCACCUGCGGAGUGAUGCCCUCGCGCAGUUUACAGUUGACCCCGCGCAGCACCGUGUGUGAGAAAACACACAAUGAUGGAAGCCCGAUUAAAGACUAA
Molecule: messenger RNA, 1251 nt
Organism: Myripristis murdjan (pinecone soldierfish)
Lineage: Eukaryota; Metazoa; Chordata; Actinopteri; Holocentriformes; Holocentridae
Product: neuromedin-U receptor 1-like
Exons: 3
Coding region: 1-1251 (416 amino acids)
Biological process (GO): neuropeptide signaling pathway
Cellular component (GO): plasma membrane
Molecular function (GO): neuromedin U receptor activity
Source: RefSeq, a predicted model, not a curated record